AUAGAGGCCACAAAUGGGCUCAGUGAGGUUUUGAGAGUCAUGGUGUGACCUUAAGUUAUGUCAUGUGUUUGGGGCAGAUGCCGUGUGUGUGUGUACAAUGCCUGUUCAUGCACGUCAGACAUUUCAAUGUUUCUCAACAGUUACUGUAGCAACUUUAAGGAUUUUUUUUUUAAAACAUGCUUUUUAUUCUUUAUUAUUUUAAUGAAACCACUCCCAGAGCACUGAACUCUUUAAGGUGUCCAUUUGAAACUGAUCAUGUAACUGGAGCUGACCGGGACACUGUUUCGUGAAGCCUUCAGAGGUAAACUCCUCCCAGUGGGGAAAUAUGUGACUUGACACUUAAAAGUCUUGUUACCUUUCUGUUUAGACAGAAUAUGAUUGGGUGUAUUCUCAAAUUGGUCCAGUCCCCCUUCUUGAGAUUAGAGGACUUACAUCUCUAGCUCAAAAAUGGUGUGUAAAGUCUAUUUAAUGCUACUUAAAAACCUGUGUUCACUCAGUUUGCAGGUGUUCUUUGGAAAGAUGAAUCUAUUGACACUUUCAUCAGAUUCUUUAAGUUGGAAGUUACUAUACUGUUUUGGUCUCCAAAAAGUAUUCCUCUUGGCAUUCAUGACUCACAGUAUCUCUCCUUUUUGUGUUUUGUUUAAAGGCUUUUUUUUUCUACCUUUGUUUUGGCCAAACUGAAACUGAAUGUGCGGAUUGUAUUUGAAGUGAAAGAAAAUGACGAAAUAAGGUGUUGCGUGUUCUUCCAACUCAUUAGCUUCAUGUUGACACCCAGUUUGCUUCCUGAUUCCUUGUGAAUUGGGGAAUGAAUAAUUUCCAAAAGCUCUAAUGGUCUAUUUGUGUUCAUUUGCUCCUGGUAACACCUUCAACAAACACGCUCACAGUGAGCUAACCAGUUCACUCAGUGCUCAUUGCAUCAUAUAUGUGUGUUUUUGUAUUUUCUGUCAAUACAAAUGUUUUACCUUUGCCAGUUGUGGUAAAAGGAGUGGUGAGGGUCACAUAGAUGGCUGGAGUCUCCUUGCCCUACUGAACUGAGGGACUAAGUGAGGAAAGGGGGCAGGCCUAUGUUAUUCUGAAGGAUGUGGGAAAAGAUAAUCACCAUCCAACAACAUAUCUGGUGCGUUGAUUCUUACUUUGGAAUAAGCAUGGAAUUGUAUGUGCAAUGAAACUAAAUACCAGAAAAAGAUAACACAUAGGCCUAACAUAAUAUUGUAAGGAAAUGUAAUCUUUUAGUAGCCUAGCCGUGAGGAGAAUUAGUUAUGUUGGCCUAGACCUAUGAUUUAUCAAUAGAAUGCAUGUAGUCAAGGUCUUAUUUGAUAAAGGAACGGUGGACUAACAUUGAUACUACUGUGAAAAGUAAUUUCUUUGCUAUCCGCUAAAUAUAGGCUAUAAAACAUCGCAGCUCAAAAUUCCUAACCUCAAAUAACUUGUUUCACGCCACGCGACUCGCAUGCAGUCAGAGCAAACUCGGCGUGUGCUGAGUAGUUCCCUUGGUUACCACAGUAACGGGGAAACAGUUGUUUGUGUACGCUGAGCAAGGCUGAUGAUACAAUGUAGCCUUGCCAUCGGAAUAGAGUCUAGGCAGCAAGAUUUUCGAUUAUCGACAGCACAAAUCAGGCUUUAGCCAACGUUGCACGUUUUGUUGUCUAGAUAGCUCAUAUUUUUUCGCAAAUGCGUCGACCCAAAUAUUUUACACCGACUGAGGUGUCCUUACAUAACACAUUGGAUGAUUUAUGGGUGUCUUACCUUGGCAAAGUGUAUGAUUUGACACCGUUGGUGCAUGAGUUCAAAGGUGAUGUUCUGCUGAAACCCAUAAUUGAAUGUGCGGGAAAGGACAUCAGCCACUGGUUUGAUCCUAAAAAGAAAGACAUACUCACUCGAAUUGACCCGCUCACAGGCUGCCUUAAAUACUACACCCCUAGGGGGCGCUUUGUUCAUGUCCCCCCUCCCUGCCCACGGACAGACUGGGCCAAUGAUUUUGGGAGGCCAUGGUGGCGGGACAGCCGCUUCGAGGCGGGCCUACUGUCUGCCAAGACUCGCUGGAUACGCAUAAUCAACACCCUCACCUCCGAGGAACAGAAAUUGGAGGUGUGCUCAGAAGAGACCUUGGAUGAGAUCCUGCAGCGUUACUUACGGUAUAACUCCCACGCUGCCAGCUACACCUGGAAACACAACCAUGUAAACCUGGACAUGACUAAGACCCUCUGUGAGAACGGUUUCUUUGAUGAGGACGAGGAGUUCUACAAGUGUCGCAUGGACCGGGAGCUUUAUACAGAAUCUAUAUGUCUGCACUUCAAUGAUGACCUCACUGAAUUUUGACACACCAUCAAAACUGUUCUGGCAAUAUUUCACGCACACAAAGUGAAACUAACUUACCACCAUUAAAGAAAUGUCCCCAUAUUAGUCUUUUUCUUUCUUUUUUUUUAAUUCUUACAUGCAUCCAUUUUGUUUAAUUCUUACAUGCAUUUUUGUUGUUUCCUGCCCUCAUAUGCUAAUUACCUGUGUCUUACUGCAGGAUGAUGACACAGUACGAGUAAAUAAAAAAAUAAAUGGAAAUAAUGGUGUCCAAUAAAACCUCGGAAUAAUAGUCAA
Molecule: messenger RNA, 2592 nt
Organism: Sardina pilchardus (European sardine)
Lineage: Eukaryota; Metazoa; Chordata; Actinopteri; Clupeiformes; Clupeidae
Product: cytochrome b5 domain-containing protein 1
Exons: 4
Coding region: 1672-2319 (215 amino acids)
Biological process (GO): cilium movement
Source: RefSeq, a predicted model, not a curated record